Messenger RNA from Paramecium pentaurelia, 456 nucleotides. The record is from the annotation of a GenBank genome assembly. Lineage: Eukaryota; Ciliophora; Oligohymenophorea; Peniculida; Parameciidae.
AUGAUAAAAAAUAAAUAGUUAAUAACAUAUUUUAAUAAAUCGAGUAUUCAAAAAAGAGCUAAAUCCUCAUUGAAUUAUGUUGUUUCUGUGAAGUAGCAUAAUGUUGAAUAAUCACAUAACAAUUCAAUAGAUAGUCUGAACACUCGCGUUAUGGAGGUCUUUGAAUAAUAAUAGAAGGAUGAUUAAGUUCAGAUAUAAAGAUUAUUGAUAAAGAAGCAACUAUUAGAGAUUAGAAUACGACAUGAAAAUGAGAAAUACGAAGAAACACUUAAAAAUUAUGAGCAAUUAUUAUAACGAUUAGAAUCAAUGGAACAUAGCCAAAAAGAGUACAUAUCAUAAAUGAACUAAUUGACUGAUUGUUUAAGAGAGAUUGUAUAAUAAAACAACGAGAUGGAGAGUGCCUAUGAUGACAAAUGUAAAGAAUAUGAUAGUUUGAUAUAAAUAAUUAAUAAAUGA